CGGCUCGUCGCAGCGRAACGCGGCCCAGGCCAGCGGCGGGGCAUGGAGCGUCGCACGGCUUAAGAGGGAUAAGGCUUCGCUAGAACUGUAACUAGAAUGGACAGUUACUUUAAAGCAGCAGUCUGUGACUUGGACAAACUACUUGAUGAUUUUGAGAAGAAUACAGAUGAAUAUGACUGCUACAGGACCACUCAAAAUCCAUAYGACCCAAAAAAAGAGUCACUAUUUUCAAUUUUGGAACAUGCAUCUCCAACACCGAAGCUACAAGAGAAUGCUAACACUUCUACCACAGAGGAACAACCUUCUAUAGGCAGCCGUGCUGGAGCAAGCGAAGCAGUCCCAAAUUACUYGCUGCAAAGUGAGAAGAAUGUUGCUGGACUUGAUCUUUUGUCCACUGUGGAUGGAGGUUCCUCAAGUGAAACCCAAGAUUCUAGCCUGGGGAGGUGCAAUGUACCUGUGUGUGAUCUUGUUAAUGACACAGGUAACUUAAUCCAUUCCRUAGGUGCUCAUGAAGAUGCUCAGAAGCUGCAGCCAGGUGACUCGCAGUUUAGUGAAGACUGUUUGCUUGACUUUGCCAUGUCUCCCAUAUCAGCUCCUGUUUGGGGAUCAUUAGGUGGCAGUGACAUUUUGUGUAUGCAGCAAAGUGAUGGGGACUCAAUCUUGCAAAAUUCAGGGCUACUUAAAACAGAAGAGUUGAAUCAUGUAACUUUUAAAUCAGACGCUUAUACUAAAGAAAAGAUUUUGGAUCUCUAUGAUGAUAAAAACAGGACAGACUCUUUAAAGGCUAAUGAGACUUUUGAUCAGGUUGAACAAAGUGCUCGCCUUAAUACUGCAUGUGCCCCUGUAACGUCACAGAAUUCAGAUGUGCACGGUCCCAAAGAUGAGACAGCUUAUGAAAAAAUACUGUGUGAGCCGCAAGAUGACGGUGCCAGCUCUUUAGUGAGUGAAGAGAUGUAUGGAAGAAAUACUAUGGAAAACAUGGGCUUAAAAGAUGAGAGUAGUGUUGAAACCAUGCCUUGCGAUCUGCCAAAGAGUCCUCAUUUGCACAGUGCAGUAUUACCCAGAAGUUGUGUUUUAUCAGGUUCCUCAUUUCAAACAGAGGAUAAACUAGAAAYAGAAAAGGAAAACGCGGAAGAAAAUGUGGACAAUGAAGAAGUUAGUGGCAAAGAAAUAUUAAACAGAGUUUCAACUUCGUGUAUUUCAGUUGAGGAUGUUCAGGCUUCACUGUCGUGUCUUCCACUUCCUGUAUCUAUAUGUGGCUCUUUAGCUGUAACAGAAGAAAAAAUGAAUCCUCUACCUCAGAAUGAAGCAACAGAGGUUAUCAGUGAUAUUUUAACUGUUCGUACUGGAAAGUCUAAAAUGGAUCCAUCUGAUAAGGAGUCCCACAAAAAGACUGGCUUGCAUGAAGAUGACAGUUAUCUACCUAAAAACAGCCAAAACUUGGUAGAAGAAAGUGUAGGUGAAGAGAAGCACGAUACUGAGAAUAUAAUUGAUUAUGGUGAUUCUCAGCAAAUUGAAACAAUUGCUUCUCCUUUUCCCAUUUUAGAGUAUGAAGCUGAGCCAUAUAGUGGGGAGUUUUACUAUGAUGAAGGUAUUAGUCCAGACGUACCUGAAUUUGCUCUUGAGGAUAAUAUUAUUAAAAGUGAUACUCUAAUAAGUGAUGCUGAGCUUGAUGACUUCUUGUAUGGGCAAAGUCUCCAGCCUAGUGUGCAACAAUCUUCAGAGGGUGAUAGUAAUUUAUUGGAACCUGAUGCAAAUGAAGCAAACUUAAAAAAUGUGAAAAACCUGGAUUUCACAGAGUCCAGUGAAGAACAUACAUCUAGCAUUGCUGUUAAUCUUAAAUCAUCUGUUACUGACUGCAAAUUGCAAUCUCCAAUGGAAGAGAGUCUGGCUUGUGUUCAGGAUGCAACUGAAAGUGACAGCAAAGCUUCUGUUUCUGCUGUUCAUACUGAAGGAGCAAGACCAAAACAGUUGCUUGGCCUUUCCCAAAGAGUAAAUGUACCCGAGGGAGAAAAUCGGGAAGCCAGUUCGAUAACACCCAAAGCUCCCAACUCGGGCGCUGACGUUAGUUUUGAACCUGCUCGCUCUGAGGAAGGCAGCUGUGAAGAUGGAGGAAGUCAAACAUCCAUAAGAGAAGAAUCGCUUCAAAAACCUCCUAUUUUGGGACAGAAACAGCCAUCGUGGGUUCCUGAUUCAGAGGCACCCAACUGCAUGAACUGUCAAGUCAAGUUCACGUUUACGAAACGACGACAUCAUUGUCGUGCGUGUGGAAAAGUUUUCUGUGGCAGUUGUUGCAACCGAAAGUGCAAGCUCCAAUACAUGGAGAAGGAAGCAAGAGUCUGUAUUGGCUGUUAUGACCCUAUUAUUAAAGCACAGGCAUUUGAAAGGAUGAUGAGUCCAACUGGUCCUAUCCCUAAUUCCACUGUCUCCUCUGAAUGUUCUUCUGCUGUUCCACCUUUGCAGGAGACCCAGGCAACUGAUAGUUCUAGCUCUCCAUCAUCAUCUAUGUUGUUACCUAUCUCUGUACUUAAACAACCAGGUAUWGAAGGGCUGUGCCCCAAAGAACAGAGGAGAGUUUGGUUUGCAGAUGGUAUUUUGCCAAAUGGCGAAGUGGCAGAUACAACAAAACUUUCGUCUGGAGCAAAGAGGUCAUCACAGGACCUAAGUCCAGUAAACGCUGACUUACCAGAGAUGGAUAUGGUUGCAAAUCCAGAAGAGAAUGACACAUUAAGUGAUGUAAAUCCAAAGCCAAAGGAAGAAAUGGAUGUUACAGCAAGAACUGAAGAACUGUGUUGUGAAUCUUCUGUUCCUUCAGAUGAUAGGCAACACGCCAUUCUCAGGCAAACUGAGCUGUUGCCUACUUACCAGUCUGUCACUCCAGAAACUGAGGAAUUCUCUACUGCUGCAGAAGCUGAAAAGUCUGCUCCCUGCUCGGUUGAUUGGACUCAAAAUGAUUUGCCUGUUAGUCCUUCAAGUUACAGAGCACUGUGUGGUCUAGAAAAAUGUGUUAGUAAAGAAGUCAGCCUACUUCCUGAUGGUGAUAAGCUACCACCACUUUUGCUCGCAGUAGGAGAAAACGGRAAAGAUCCUCUAGUGGAACUACAUCCAUCUCGCCAACAGGUUACCUCGCUCCUUGCAGAAGAAGGUCCUAAUCCACUAACCUUUAUCCUAAAUGCAAACUUGCUCCUGAAUGUCAAGUUAAUAUCUUAUUCUUCGGAAAAGUGCUGGUACUUCUCAACAAAUGGACUACAUGGCUUGGGUCAGGCAGAAAUUAUCAUUCUAUUGCAAUGUUUGCCAGAUGAAGAGACUUUUCCUAAUGAAAUACUCAAAUUAUUUAUUGAUAUCUACAAGGAUGUAAUGAAAGGAAGGUUGUUAAGAAAUCUGGAGAACUUCACUUUUACUGAGAACUUUCUUGGUAACAAAGACCAUGGAGGCUUCCUGUUUAUUUCACCAACUUUUCAGAACCUCAGUGAUCUGCCUUUGCCAGAAAACCCAUUUCUGUGUGGCGUUCUCAUCCAUAAGUUGGAAACACCCUGGGCAAAAGUUUUUCCCAUCCGUUUAAUGUUGAGAUUGGGAGCAGAAUAUGGGGUGUAUCCAACACCUGUAGUAAGUGUCAGAGACCGCAAGCCGCUCUUUGGAGAGAUAGGACACACCAUUAUGAAUCUGCUUGUUGAUCUUAGGAACUAUCAAUAUACUUUGCAUACCAUAGACAACCUAUUCAUUCAUGUGGAAAUGGGUAGAAGCUGUAUUAAAAUACCUCGAAGGAGAUAUAAUGAGGUGAUGAAGGUGAUAAACUCUUCUAAUGAGCAUGUAAUUAGCAUUGGAGCCAGUUUUAAUACUGAAGCAGAUUCUCACUUGGUGUGUGUUCAGAGUAAGGAUGGUGUCUAUCACACACAAGCAAACAGUGCAACUGGGCAUCCUAGGAAAGUCACGGGUGCAAGUUUUGUGGUGUUCAAUGGAGCCUUGAAAACAUCUUCAGGCUUUCUAGCUAAAUCCAGUAUAGUUGAAGAUGGACUAAUGGUACAAAUAACACCAGAAACAAUGGAAAGCCUACGUCAGGCACUGAGAGACCAGAAGGACUUUAAAAUAACUUGUGGCAGAACAGAUGCAGGAGACRUAAAGGAAUAUGUAGAUAUUUCCUGGGUAGAAAAUGAAGAAAAAACAAACAAAGGAAUUGUAAGCCCAGUAGAUGGAAAAUCAAUGGAAGGAACUCGGAGUGAAAAACUACUACAAGGUGGAGACUUUGAAACAGACGGCAAAAUUAUGAAGUGYACUGAAGUGUUCUAUUUUCAAAAAGAUCUUGAACUAUCCAGUCCUACUCCUCACCAGUUUGCUAAAGAGAUUGCUAUUGCUUGCRGUACUGCUCUUUGCCCACAUCUUAAAACCCUGAAAAAUAAUGGAAUGAAUAAGAUGGGCCUUAGAGUUUCCAUUGACUCAGAUAUGGUUGAGUACUUGGCAGGUUCUGGUGGUCAACUUCUUCCACAGAACUAUUUGAAUGAAUUGGACAGUACUCUGAUUCCUGUGAUCCAUGGUGGGAUGUCAGAUCCUACAUCUUUGCCAUUAGAAAUGGAAUUAAUAUUUUUUCUUAUAGAACAUCUGUUUUGAUGAGGAUUAUGUAUAUUGCAUAUAAUAUGCUGAUUUGCUAGAUGUGAACACCAAAGUUGUAAUGCUAAAAACACUAAAAAUAUCUAUGUCACUAAAACUAGUUUUGUCUUAAUGGACUUUAAAACUGGGUUUUGUUUAAAAGCAAACAAAACCAACUUCAGGCUCUCUCUGGUUCUUUUACCACAAAAGAGUUGUGGUUUUUAAUAUUUCCUAAAGUUCUGAAACUUUACACUUGAUACAGUUGCAGAAGAGGGUGAGUUUUGUCACCUCUUUACACAAUUGUAGCAUUUACUAUGUGUAUUGUAACUAAAAGCCAUAGUAUCUGCACUGUUGCCUCUUGACCUCAAAUAUUAUAAAAAUUGUAAACCAUUAUAAAAAUUCUUACGGUUAGAUCUAAUCUACAUCUGAAGCACAUACUCUGCAUGUGCAAAUGAGGUAAACCUUGUGUGAAGUAGACUUAGCUGGCACAAAACUGUUUUCUUGCCUCCUGAGAUUUAAAUAGGUCUUCAGUAGUUGACUGCAAGCAUCUUGUACAGAUUUUAAGUGCAUGCUCUUUGACACCUUGUGUGUGAUAAGCAAGAGGAGAAGAUUUUGCAGGUAUGUUUAUGAAGUCUGUAGUGGGAGAAGUCCUGACUUAAUAUUAGGAUAUUAUGCUGGUGCUUCAGGAACAUACGCUUCUAAUUUUUUUUAUAGAAUAACUGAUUUCAUUCUUGUAUUUAUAAGAUUUAUCUAACUUAAAUGAUGCUAUUUUUAUAAAUAUUUUUUUUUUACUCUGUGUUCAAAAGUCCUGAUACAAUUUGACAUUCCAAGGAUGAUUAAGAAACCCAAUUACUCUUGAAAUCAAUGUAGCAAUAAGUCAGCCAAGACUCCUGUCAUAUCUUUUCUGCUCCCUCGUGCUCCUUUUUGACAUCUCUUAGCGGCCACCUUUAUUUUCAGGGAGAACAGAUGUAUUAAGUGUAAAUUUUCAUGGACAGACUGCUUUAAUAUAUCUGAGGUUCUUAUAUUUUUAAUAUUGGGUCAUUAAGAUCUAUUUAUAUACUUGCAAUGCAUGUGACUUGUACAGAGGUUCAGUGAACCAUAAUCAGGGUUUGGUAACUGUCACUUAACUGUUUACCAAGAACAGAACCAAAACAAAACUAUAUCUAAGCUCUGUAUUGUUUUGAGUAAAAAUGCUGGUACAGUUUUAUAAUGAGAGACUAUUAAAAUUUUGCCUUCUUGAUUCUCAUAGGGGACACUGUUUUGUAUGGAAAAUAAUUUGUAACAAUCUAAUCAACUCUGCUGUUACCUGUGCUUUGGGAUACCAGUGCUGGAAGUGUUCAGGCUUCAAGAUGUUAGGUCAGAGGAAACUGMGGAUGCCUGUAAUUAAUACAGCUCCUUUCGAGAAAUUGUCGUCCUGGAGAAAAACUGAAGACUACUUCCUAUGUAUGCACUGAACACAAAAC
Nothoprocta perdicaria is the source of this 6047-nucleotide messenger RNA. RefSeq names its product zinc finger FYVE-type containing 16 (gene ZFYVE16). The record is from RefSeq and is a predicted model, not a curated record. The transcript has 18 exons. Lineage: Eukaryota; Metazoa; Chordata; Aves; Tinamiformes; Tinamidae. Gene Ontology annotation, cellular component: early endosome membrane. Gene Ontology annotation, biological process: protein targeting to lysosome; endosomal transport. Gene Ontology annotation, molecular function: metal ion binding. Bases 97 to 4605 code for a protein of 1502 amino acids.